CGCUGUCAGCGUCCAAGUAGAAUGUACCCGUAGAGUUCUGUUAGAUAUCAUGAUCCGUGCAUGAAUAUUGUCAAUUAUGCAUCCAGUCACAUUCAGUCUAGAAAAGACUUUCCUCUUACGUCUUCUCGCACUCGGCAUUGCAUUGCUCUGUAUCGGCGAAAGUAAUUCUUAUUCUAUCACUGUGUAAUUUGGUCCAGAGUUAAAAUACAUGGAAUUUUUCGACAGCUGGGCUUGUGUCGUAUUUUUACGAUAAUAAAAAUCGAAAUCAACGCUUUCGUGUAUGUAUAAAAGCAAGCAAGCACGCGUGCGUGUAAAAAAGGGCGAAAAAUAUAUAAGAAAAGGGAAAAGGCGUGUUCCUACGCGAAAGUGUGAAGCGUGUGUGGGUGAGCGAAUGUCGACGAGUUUUCACAUCAUAGGAAGGAGAUACGCGUGUCAAGAGACCGCGGGGAAAUGAGUAAAAUGACGUGACGAAUGUACAAGGUUAAUCGAACAAAGAAAGCAAUGAAAUAAAACAAGAAUGAGAAGAUCAUUCAAUCCUAAAGUUCCGGAUACCCGGACGAAUGAUUGUCUUGAAAUCACUAGGAGGUUGUACAGGGUGAUCACAGACAUUUCCAAGAAGCUGGAUGUACAAAAAAGCUGUGCCCUUAAUGUAACGGAUAUUUUCACACCUUCGGGAGAAGUGCUAAGGGCAAAACUCAAGGAUUACUGUGAAAGAUUGAUUUUUAAAGAUCCCGUGAGUAAUGCGUGCAAAACUGAGGAAUUACUUUGGAGAAAAGGGUUCUAUGAUGCUGUAUCUGCAUGCAAAAAAUUACGAAAGGGAAAUACAUGGAAUGAGACAGAGAAGGCAUUACUGUUGUCGCAUUUGGCAGUUGGAGUGGGAUUUUAUCAUCAUCUGAUUCUGAAAUUACAAAUAGAAUGUGAUUUGGAUCUAGUGGGGGUUGUAGAUUUUGCAUAUCCAAGACACAAAACAAUGAGUCUCUCUAAUCAAAAGAUAAGAGUGUCUCAGAACAAACUGUUAUCAGAGGAAGUAAGACAGUGCGCAAUGAAGAUAAUCCAUCGUAGUCUCAUAUGCUUGGGAGAUUUGGCACGGUACAGGCUUGAUGUUGACCCUAGUUGGGAUCCAUUAACAGCAACAAGAUACUACAAAAUAGCUGUUAGUAUCGAUCCAAAUAUUGGUAUGCCACAUAAUCAAUUGGGAACAGUAGCAGGAAACAGAAAUUAUGGUGUUGAUGCUGUCUAUCAUUACAUGCGUUGCAUUCUUUGCACCGAAUCCUUUGAAGGAGCCGAAGGAAAUCUGAAAAGGGUAAUCACGGCUCAUUCUUACAGCGACAAGGAAAAUGCAUGUUCUUUCCAGAAAUGUGCUGGGAGAUUGUUUUCUCUGUUACAAUUAUGGGACAGUGCUUCACCUGAUUCGGAACGCAUAAAUCACAAUUGCCAGGCCUUACUUAUUGAGUUUGAGAAAUGUUUGAAUACCGAACUGAUUGAAAAAAACAAUUUGAAAGGCAUCAAUGAUGAGGACAGCAUUGAGAAUUAUUUACAAAAUUGCAAGAGCAAACACACUCUGGAUUUGACUGACAAUAUGAUAUUUAAAAUUGUUGCAAUUUGCCUCAUGUCUAUUGCUAAAUUGGAAUCAAAAGAAUCCGGUGAAGUUCAAGGCGCUACUGCUUUCACUUUGACGAUACUCUUGCAGCUUAUGCAAAUUACUAUCACUCGUUUACAACGAGCUAUCGUCGCUCUGAAUCUGCCAAAUUCAAUGAUUUUAGACAAUAAAGAAAACUCGGAAUCGUAUAAACAAAACGGUACUAGUGAUAUUGAAGAAUCAACCAAACUUUCUGACGAAGAUCGCGUUGAUUUGAACGAUAACGAGAGAAAAAAAAUUGUCACCAAUAUUCAAUCUAAAACCAACGGAAUCAUCGUCGAUCGUAAGGAAAAGAAAUCCCGCGAUAAAUCAAAAAAAAGCCUUUUAACAAAACUUCGUCGACCUCGGAAACGUCUCAAUAGCUCAGACUCUGAUGCCAGCGAAGUUGAUGGUGCUAACAUUGGAUCCUCCAGCGAUGAAUUGAAUUCCGAUAUUUCAAAAACUGAGGAAGAAGAAGACGACGUUUUUAGUGAUUCCAAUGUUAUUUCUGAUGAUCCACUGUCUGAAGACUUUACGGACGAUGAAACAAUGAAAUCAAGCGGCUGCAAUAACCUGACCUUGUCGAUCAACGGUCACAACGUUAACACCAAUGAAGAAAUAGAGUCUAGAAACGAGGACAGCGAAGUUAAUGCACUGGAAAAUGGGGAUAAUACUGGAAGUGAAGAUGCGGGUAAUGUGAUGGAGCAAGAGAAAAAUAUGAGUACCUUGAUUGACACCGUCCCGAUUAAAAGCAACGGAAGUUUCCAUGAGGACGAAGAAAACUCUCUCUAUCGUUUAGCACAAUCAAAAAAACAAUAUCUCAGUCCGACAACGCUUAUUGAAAUAUUUAGCAAAGAGGGUGCUCUCGAAUCUAUAAAAAUCUGUUUCGACUGGCUGCAAGGAAAUCGCGAAAUAUUUAGAAUGUUUACCAAGAGUUCGGGAAGUUCGUUAAAACGUGUCACGACUCUUUUAAACCUUGUAAAUCUCCAAGAGUUUGAAUUACCUUUCGUCGAAUGGGAACGUGAUUGCGUAUUAAGUUCGAGUAUUGAGAAAUUGAAUGAAUCGGUAGAAAAAGUUCCUUUGCCCGAGGACAUCGAUUUACGAGGAUUGAAACUUUUCCGGGAGUCGCAUGAAAAACUCGACUGGCAUAUUUUGCGACACACGAAAAUGUACAAAAACGAAGAAACGCUCUUACGUGUCAAAAAAAUCAUCCAAUUCGGUAAUUAUCUCUGUACGUUUACAGACUCCGGUGUCAAAUACGAUGAAAAGAAAAAACUUUAUAUCACUACCGAUAUAAAACAUUCCAUGAAAGAAGAAAGUCAAGAUAAAGUUAGAGAUCGAGAUAUUGAAACCGAGCAUUCAAGGGGGAAAUUGAUGCGACACAUGGGCCAAUUAUGGCUUAAAGCCGAAGUUCGAGCUUUAGAAAGCCGUUUACGAUCAAAACUCAUUUCGCCUUAUUUGGUUCCGGAUCAAGAAGCUCUUGCCAAACAUACACCAGCUCUAAAACGCUUGGUUCAUGCGAAGAAGUUCAUCGUUAUUAUUCCCUCGGUUGUGGUUUCUGCUUUGGACGAGAUGAAAAAAACGAGCAGCAAAGCACGCGAAGCUACAAGAUGGCUCGAAGGUCAACUUCGGAAAGGUUCAAGAUUUCUACGGGCCCAAAGACCACACGAGAGAUUACCCCUGCCAUUGAUCAAAGGUCCAAAAAAUAAAGAUAAGGAAGCAUGGCUUUUCUUUCAAAUCAUUGAGUGCUGCCAUUAUUUAACACAACAAACAAAAGUUGGUCUCAACGGUGACAAAGAGCCACCAGUUGUAACGCUACUCACGGGGUUCAGCGUGGAGGAAAGGAAAGCAGCUAUUUUCAGUCCUGAUGGAUUAUCAAAAACUGCUGGUGUAAAUCUCGAACACAUUGAAUCAUUUCACACAAAGUGGAAGACUUCGAGCAAGAGUCACGGUUGAAAUCCACGGAUUACUGGAGAUUACUCUUCGUCUUCUCACCGGUUCACGUGAACCGGUGUCAACACAAUAAACGCUCAUGUGAAUAACAAACACGGGGAGCUUUCAGGGCACGUUGGCUCUUCGUUCGAGUUUAAAACGGUUGAAAACCCAUGAAGGAAAAUCAACCUCAAAGACUCUCAUGAUAAAAAAUUAAUAUGUUACCAUCACGCUGACCAUCUUGCGGAAUAAACAUUUAUCUUCGAUA
Messenger RNA from Venturia canescens, 3818 nucleotides. RefSeq names its product Smg5 nonsense mediated mRNA decay factor (gene Smg5). Gene Ontology annotation, cellular component: telomerase holoenzyme complex. The record is from RefSeq and is a predicted model, not a curated record. Gene Ontology annotation, molecular function: protein binding; telomerase RNA binding; telomeric repeat DNA binding. The coding region runs from base 518 to 3574 and encodes 1018 amino acids. Gene Ontology annotation, biological process: nuclear-transcribed mRNA catabolic process, nonsense-mediated decay. NCBI's taxonomy places the organism in Eukaryota, Metazoa, Arthropoda, Insecta, Hymenoptera, Ichneumonidae. The transcript is spliced from 6 exons.